GGCAAUAUACUUCACAAAAAAGAUCUACAACAGCACCUUAAAAGGUCAUUAUAUCAGAGAUGUUCUCAUUUCUGAUUUGGAGAUAUUGUGUUGUUUAGAGAGUGUUGUAACAAAAAUAUUGGUAGUAAACUCGCAGGUGGCACACAGCAUACAUUCGCCGCUGUGUUUGGAUAAACAUAACAUAACCUCCCUAACCUGCACCAAACUGCUGCGCCUGGGCAAUAUCUUUGGAACAACUGGGAACUGGGUUUCUGUUUUGGCGUCCUACGUACAAGGACUUUUAUACAGGAUGAUGAUAUGCUCGGAUGACACUCAUCCCGAUGCAGUUGUAACUUGCCCCUAUGAUGAUGCCCACAAAAUUGCUAGAGGAAGACUUCAAAGGCAUCUUGUCAAGUGCGAAAAGCAUUUUCCAGAAGGUUAUUUGGAAAUAUGUCCAUACAAUGCAACUCACCGAUUAUUUAAAGCACAAAUGAAGGAGCAUAUUCUUGUAUGUCCAAUGCGAAGACUACUCCAACCGUCAGUAUAUCAAAGUUCUAUGCGUACCAAGGAUUACAUCUCAAACCGAUUAAAUUUUGAAACAACUAACACAAUUGAUUUUAUCGAACCUUGGAGUGAUGAUGAAUCGGAUUGCCAGUCAAGGAAACAGGAAACUGAAUCUCUAGCUUCAGUGGAAACUUAUGAAAAAACUGCGGACGAAAGAGAUUCAGAUGAUUACGAUUACUCUAAACCACUGAGACGACCUUUUGGAUAUUCUGAGGUGAUGAUGAUGGAGGUAAACAAUUCCAUGGAAGAUGUAGUAGAUGAUAUGAUGUCAAUCUCUAGUGGCAUGGGAAUGGGAAGAGGAAGAGGUAUGGCGAAGCCAUCAGAGAAACAUCUAUUUAAAAAAAUUGGCAUGGGUCGAGGUAAAGGCACUAUUUCAUUCAAAAAUCUGUGAUAUUUUUCUCUACAUUCUUGUUCAUUUUUACCAGAAGUUUGAUAAUUAAUUUUUAUAUAUAUAUUUAUCUAUUAACUUGAAUCAGAAACUGCACAAUCUGGGUAUAUUUAUCCAGUAAUUUACAAAUUUCAAUGAAGAAAAUAAUUGAAUAACGUAUUAAUGAAUGAACUGUUUAUGCAACCAUGAUUAUGAAAUUCGCAAAUCAGAAGCCCCCAAUUAUCUUUACAUAAAUGGGACAUUCUGUAAUCUUUAUUAAAAGAUUAUAAUUUUUGUAUAUAUUUUUGUAUGAUAAAAUAUGGUAGACUUCAAUUUUGUAUUUAUUAAAAUGCGUUCAUAAUUUGACUUUUUUUGACUCAUCUUUUGAAUGUGAUCAAUACCAAUUUCAGUUUCAAAUAAAUGAUUUUUGUUGUAA
Molecule: messenger RNA, 1346 nt
Organism: Belonocnema kinseyi
Lineage: Eukaryota; Metazoa; Arthropoda; Insecta; Hymenoptera; Cynipidae
Product: gametocyte-specific factor 1-like
Exons: 6
Coding region: 290-934 (214 amino acids)
Source: RefSeq, a predicted model, not a curated record